AGGCAUGAGAGAGUCCAAAUCUCUAAAGCUCUCUUUAGUUGCAAGUUCUCUAUUGGAAACUCCGUUGGUCCGCAUGUUCUCAAAAUGAUUGGCUAUGUCCAAACUAUUGAGAAAUUGGGUUUCAAACUAAGGACUGAACUUGCAACUAAUCUGAUUCUGCAAUCAUUACUAAAGUUGUACAAGUAGUUUGUGGUUAAUUACGAGAUGCAUGCACUUGAUAAACCACUGCCAGAACUUUUGAAGAUGCUGCAAACUGCUGAAGAAAGCUUGACGAAAGGGAAGGGAAAUUUUGUCCUUCUAGUUCAAGGAGGAAAAAGCAAGAAAAAGUUCAAGAAGGCAAAGAAGAAUGGACCUAAAGGCAAGGGUAACACCGAGCCAAAGUCCAAUUCUUCUAAGCUAAAGCCUAAAGGUGGAGUGGCCAAAGAUUCCAUUUGUCACCAUUGUGGUGAAGUUGGCCACUCGAAGAGGAAUUGCAAACAGUAUUUGGCAACCAAGAUAAAGGGUGAAGCUUCUGCUUCAAGUACAAUUUUUCGAUUAGCUAAAUUCUGGCUCAGUUUCUCCCGCAGAGUAAUAAUAAUAAUGGUGAAAAUGGCGGUUGACUCCUCGUCUUCAUCUCCGGUGACAAUCACCAUUUCCACCUCCGGAGGUGGCUGCCACAGCCUGACAAGUCCGGUCCGGCGCUUCUCCUUGUCUAAUACGAACCCUAAUUCGCCGCUCAGCGCUAAAGGAGGCGGGCUGAGGGGUUCCUCGAGCGGGGGCGGCAAUCGCACACCUUCCUGCAGUGGAGGAAGAUAUGUUUCAGUGUGUAAAGAGAGCUCGGAGGAAUUCUUAGCUUACACCGUUCAAAUUCCUCGGACUCCGGACAACAGGAACCUGGUUGAUUCCUUUAACAGCUCUCUCGAUGUCGGCAAGAGCUGUGGAAACCCUACUGAGGGUUACAUCAAAGAUACGAUUUAUACAGGGGGUUCGAGUACUGUGACUAGGGCACAUGUGAGGAGAAGUAUGCAGGGGAAGUCUCUGGAGAUGAAGCCAGAAACGGUGUGUCAACUGGCAGGAUGUGACGAGAAGGCCCCUGAAGCUCCUUGUGAAUGUGGGUUCAGAGUAUGCCGGGAUUGCUACUUGGAUUGUGUUGGAAAUGGUUUUGGGUCUUGUCCUGGCUGUAAAGAGCUCUACAAGGGCGUAAGUGAUGGUGAAGAAAGUGACGAGCCUCAUUCGGAAGCCCGAGAUUUGGCAAACUCUCUGCCUGCAAGGAGAGGUGAAAGCAGACGGGAAAAAAACUUCUCUAUGGUGCAGUCUUUCAAGAACACAAAUCCGGAUUUUGAUCACAACCGAUGGCUGUUUGAGACCAAAGGGACAUAUGGCUAUGGGAAUGCCUUGUGGCCAAGUGAUGGGUGUGAAUUUGGAAGGGGAAUUGACAGAUCAACAAACCCUCCUGAUUUCAGCGACAGAAGGAACAAACCCUUGACCAGGAAGGUUGGGAUUUCUGCAGCAAUUAUCAGUCCUUACAGGUUGCUUAUGGUUCUUCGUCUUGGUGCUCUUGUGUGCUUCCUGACAUGGAGGAUCUGUCAUCCCAAUCACGAAGCCAAGUGGCUGUGGCUGAUAUCAGUUGUUUGUGAGAUAUGGUUUGCACUUUCUUGGGUCCUUGAUCAGCUGCCCAAGCUUUGCCCUGUUAAACGUGUAACUGACCUCUCUGUUCUGAAAGAACGCUUCGAAGGGUCAGGCCCAAACCUUAGGAACCCUAAAGGGUUUUCUGACCUACCGGGCAUAGACAUAUUCGUUUCUACUGCAGAUGCAGAGAAAGAACCACCUCUUGUCACUGCAAACACAAUUCUUUCCAUCCUUGCCGUUGAUUAUCCGGUGGAGAAGGUAGCAUGCUAUCUCUCAGAUGAUGGAGGGUCUCUGGUGACAUUUGAGGCUCUUGCAGAAGCCGCAAGCUUUGCAAGAGUGUGGGUUCCUUUUUGUAAAAAGCACCGAAUAGAACCCCGGAAUCCUGAGGCCUAUUUUGGCCAAAAGCGCGAUCCGCUUAAGAACAAAGUGAGGGUGGACUUUGUUAGAGACAGAAGAAGGGUAAAGAGAGAAUAUGAUGAAUUUAAGGUUAGGAUAAAUGGCUUGCCUGAAUCAAUUAGGAGAAGAUCGGAUGCUUACAAUGCCCAACAGGAGCUGAAGGCCAAGAAGAAACAGUUUGAACUUGGCGAAAGUUUGUCUGAACCCAUCCGAGUUCCAAAGGCUACUUGGAUGUCUGAUGGAACUCAUUGGCAUGGAACUUGGUCAUCUGGAGAGGAAGGCCACUCCAGAGGUGAUCACGAGGGAAUUAUACAGAUUAUGUUGGUUCCAGCAAACCUGGAGCCGCUUUUUGGCAAUGACGUUGACGAAAAGAACGUUAUUGACACAACAGAUGUUGAUAUAAGAUUGCCAAUGCUUGUUUAUGUAUCCCGGGAAAAGAGGCCUGGCUAUGAUCACAACAAGAAAGCUGGAGCCAUGAAUGCGUUGGUCCGUGCGAGUGCAAUUAUGUCCAAUGGUGCAUUUAUUCUUAACCUUGACUGUGAUCAUUACAUAUACAACUCACUAGCUUUGAGAGAGGGAAUGUGCUUCAUGCUUGACAAAGGAGGAGACCGUAUCUGCUAUGUUCAAUUUCCUCAGCGGUUUGAGGGUAUCGAUCCAAACGACCGAUACGCAAACCAUAACACGGUUUUCUUCGACGUGAGCAUGAGAGCACUUGAUGGGCUACAAGGGCCAAUGUAUGUUGGCACGGGGUGUGUCUUUCGAAGAAUUGCUCUGUACGGCUUCAGCCCUCCUCGAGCUACUGAGCAUAACGGAUGGUGUGGUAGGAGAAAGACGAGGAAGAUUCUGAGGAAACAAAAAGCUACUCCAAAUGGUCAAGAAGACGACGAGGAAAUGGCUCUGCCAACCAUUGGAGCUCACAACGACGAAGAAGAAGAUAUGGCAAGAGCUUUGCUUCCAAAGCAGUUUGGUAACUCAGUUGCUCUCGUUGACUCAAUUGCCGUGGCGGAGUUUGGUGGUAGGCUGCUGCACGAGCUGCGGGGGAAGGGUUGCCCGGGAAGGCCAGCUGGAUCUCUGGCCGUGCAGCGUGAGCCAUUAGAUGCUUCAGCUCUUGCUGAAGCAGUCAGUGUGAUAAGUUGCUAUUAUGAGGAGAAAACAGAGUGGGGGCGAAGAGUGGGGUGGAUAUACGGCUCCAUCACUGAAGAUGUGGUGACGGGUUACCGGAUGCACAAUAGGGGCUGGAGAUCAAUCUACUGCGUCACGAAAAGGGACGCCUUCAGAGGGACAGCUCCCAUCAACCUGACAGAUAGGCUCAUCCAAGUCCUACGGUGGGCCACGGGUUCUGUCGAGAUUUUCUUCUCUCGAAACAACGCGCUGUUUGCCAGCCCGAGGAUGAAGUUCCUACAACGGGUGGCUUACUUCAAUGUCGGGAUGUAUCCCUUCACCUCCAUCUUUCUCCUAGUCUACUGCAUUCUCCCAGCACUCUCCCUCUUCUCCGGGAAGUUCAUCGUGGAGUCCCUCAACGUGACGUUUCUAGCCUUCCUGCUGGCCAUAACUCUCACCCUAUGCCUUCUGGCGAUCCUAGAAAUCAAAUGGUCCGGAAUCACUCUCCACGACUGGUGGCGAAACGAGCAGUUUUGGCUGAUAGGUGGGACCAGUGCACACCCUGCAGCAGUCAUACAAGGGCUCUUGAAGGUCAUUGCAGGGGUGGACAUCAACUUCACACUGACGUCGAAAUCAGCAGCUCCGGACGAUGGGGAGGACGAGUUUGCAGAGCUGUACGAGUUCAGGUGGACGGUCUUGAUGAUUCCUCCCAUCACAAUCAUCCUGCUCAACUUGAUCGCCAUUGCGGUCGCGGUAUUCAGGACCCUGUACAGUCCUUUCCCACAGUGGAGUAAGCUGCUUGGAGGGGUGUUCUUCAGUUUCUGGGUGCUUUCUCAUCUGUAUCCCUUUUCGAAGGGCUUGAUGGGGAGAAGGGGAAAGAUUCCAACUAUAGUUUUUCUUUGGUCUGCACUCAUAUGCAUCAUCAUUUCAUUGCUUGCACUGUACAUGUACCCUCCCACAGGGCACCAAGAUUACCUGAGUUUCCAGUUCCCUUGAGCUACUAUAUGACAAUCUGGUCUGAAGUUUCUCAACUUCAUCUGAAUGAUGGGUGCAUUCCUUUGUGUAAAAUGUUUUUUUUAGCUGAGCUGACUCGAGGUGCUCACUGUUUUGCUUAACCAAAGAAAUUGUGUAAUUUUAG
This is a messenger RNA of Cuscuta campestris, 4243 nucleotides long. NCBI's taxonomy places the organism in Eukaryota, Viridiplantae, Streptophyta, Magnoliopsida, Solanales, Convolvulaceae. The record is from the annotation of a GenBank genome assembly.